This is a messenger RNA of Acanthosepion pharaonis, 915 nucleotides long. The record is from the annotation of a GenBank genome assembly. Lineage: Eukaryota; Metazoa; Mollusca; Cephalopoda; Sepiida; Sepiidae.
AUGGAAGAAGCAGCCGUAGUAUUAGAGGUGAACAAUUAUAUCUUCUUCUCUCAACUUCGUUCUUUCUUUUUAUUUAUAUAUACAUUCUUUCUAUCUAUCUAUCUAUCUAUCUAUCUAUCUAUCUAUCUCUGUAUUAAUGAACAACAUAUUUUAUAUUUUAUUAAUUUCUCAUCCACGUUCUAUCUAUCUAUCUAUCUAUCUAUCUAUCUAUCUAUCUAUCUAUCUCACUCCCUUCUCAUCUAUCUAUCUAUCUAUCUAUCUAUCUAUCUCACUUCCUUCUCAUCUAUCUAUCUAUCUAUCUAUCUAUCUAUCUAUCUAUCUAUCUCACUUCCUUCUCAUUUAUCUAUCUAUCUAUCUAUCUAUCUAUCUCAAUUCCUUCUCAUCUAUCUAUCUAUCUAUCUAUCUAUCUAUCUAUCUAUCUAUCUAUCUAUCUAUCUCACUUCCUUCUUAUCUAUCUAUCUAUCUAUCUAUCUAUCUAUCUAUCUAUCUAUCUCACUUCCUUCUCAUCUAUCUAUCUAUCUAUCUAUCUAUCUAUCUAUCUAUCUAUCUAUCUAUCUAUCUUUCUUCUCUCUCUCUCUCUAUAUAUAUAUAUAUAUAUAUAUAUAUAUAUAUAUAUAUAACAACAACGAUAUUUUCAAAUAUUUUCAAAUGCUCAUAUCUAUCUAUCUAGCUAUCUAUCUAUCUCAGUCUGUUCAUAUCUAUCUAUCUAUCUAUCUAUUAUUCAGGCCGGUUCAUUCCUAUCUAUCUCAGUCUAUUCAUAUCUAUCUAUCUAUCUAUCUAUCUAUCUAUCUAUCUAUCUAUGUGUGUGUGAUUCUCCUUUUCUUUAUGUAUUCGAGCGCUUGCGUCUUUCCUCUUGUGGAAACGUUUAUUCAUCUCUCUUUUUAUUUACCUCGCAGUCAUUUUUUGUAUCAUUGA